Molecule: messenger RNA, 384 nt
Organism: Solanum stenotomum
Lineage: Eukaryota; Viridiplantae; Streptophyta; Magnoliopsida; Solanales; Solanaceae
Product: CASP-like protein 4A1
Exons: 1
Coding region: 1-384 (127 amino acids)
Source: RefSeq, a predicted model, not a curated record
AUGGCUCGCUCGCGAGGUGGCGCGGCCAGGGGUGGCGCACCCGGGUCUGCAGGCAGAGCCUCAGUUUGGGGUAGACGCCGACCCCGAGGUCGAGGCAGGGCCGUAGCACCAGCCCGAGAUAGGGAGGAGGAGCCUCAGGCAGCAUAUGUACCUCCACAGCCGGUAGGGCCGGGGCCAGCCCAGCCACCACCUGCACCAGCUGCAGCUGCAGCUCCUGAUCUUCAUGCUCUGCUGACUCAGAUACUAGCAGCUAUUGGGGAGAUGCGACAGACACCAGCCCCAGCAGCACCAGCACCAGCUCCAGCGCCGCAGGGUCAGUCUGCCGCAGCGGCACUAGAGGUUCAAACGCCACCAGUUCAUGUGGCUGUCGUGUCAGACUUAUAG